UUCGAAGACCAUUAUCAUCAUAACCUAAAAAAAGAAAAAUUAUUCUUACGCGCGCGUCACAAGAAAUUUUUUUUUUCCAAUUUUUGUUGUUAAAAAAGGAAAACGCGCAUUGCCAUGAAUAUUGUGAUUAAAAAUUUACAUGGAAUUUCAAUAGAAAAAAGUGUUUAAAAAGAGAGAGAAUUUUUUUCUUUUUGAUACUUGUAAAUAUUUUAAUUUGAAAAAAAUUUUCUUUAUCAAAAGUUUACGCAUAUAACAAUUCUAUGUGAAAGAUGGGCGAAACACCGAAAUAUUAUGGAAGAAGACGUAGUAUCGUUCGACGAAUUGGCUCGUUUCUUCCCUUAAAACCGCCGCCAAAAAUUUAUGUCAGUGUAACACCACUUCAUUCAAUGACAAAUUCAAUGAUUAAUGAAGAAAUAAGCGAUGAUAUACCUGGAUCAAAUGGUCUUGGCCCCGGAAGUGGUCUUUUGUCAGCAAGCAAACCAGAUCUAUUGGAGCCAAUUAGUUUUGGUUCAGAGGUACGUCUUCUUGCAUUGGAACAGGAAUUACAAGAAUUACGUGAACAAAUAUCGACAAUUGUGAAAAGUACCAAACACGGACCAACACGUAACUUUGUCUCUGAACCGUCGCUCGUGAACGGAAAGGACAAUGAUAUGAAACCACCACCGCCACCGCCGCCUCUACCUCCACCGACAACUCCGCAUAUUGCACGACGAGCAAGUUUACAAGAUCAUAUUGUUGACGAUAAAAAAAAACCUCCAUUGAUUCCACAAAAAUCGAUGGGCGAUAUUUUGAAAGAUAUUGAUAAAAUUAAGCUCAAACCAAUUGCGAGAUCGCCCGGUGGUCGUCCAGUGAAAAUAAAGCAUGAAAAUAGUCCAUGCAACGAUUUACAGGAAAUUUUACGAAAACGAUAUCUCGCGAUGCGAUCACCCGAUAGUCGUGAUUCGUCGCUUAAUCUCGCGUUAGACGAUUCUUUUAGCUAGACAAUUUAUUUUUUGUCACGUGCGCACGUUACGUGACCAUUUCUUUUUGAUUUUUAGACAUUUUUUUUUUUUGCGAAUUCUGCGAAUUUUUAUUUUAAAAACUGAGACAAUCGAAUUCCAAUGUUAACUCUUAAUUUGAGAGUCUCAUGAAGGAAAACGAGAGAUCAGAUAUAAAAAGAAAAGAAAAAAAAAGAAUCAUAAACUUUAAAAAUUGAUAGUAAUUUUUUUCUUUAAAAAAAAAAAUAGAAACGAUUUUCUUUUUCCUUAGGCAUUAUAGAAAGAAAUGAAGAUGAAGCCUAGUCCUUUUGGGAGUAUUAAUAUUAUUAAAAAAAAAAAAAAAAACUCCAAGUGGCCAUAAAAAAAAGCUGUGCAUUUUUUUUUUCCUUCUCUUCUCGCUUGGAAGAGAUUUUAGUAUUUUAUCAUUACUUUCAAUAAGAGAUCACCUGUAAAAAAAUAGCUUAAAAACAUUAAUCAUCCACUUGUAUAUAGAACACUGAAAUUUAAGAAUUCCAUUUUUAUUUCUUAAUCGUGGAAUUAAGAUUUUUUUUUUAGUGAGGAGGAAAAUAAAUUUCUCACUUUUUAUAAAAAAAAAAAAAAAUGGAUAAGAAAUAUUAAUUUCAAAUUUUUCUGAAAUGUAAAUAUUUUGUUUUUUUCGUUAAUUUCAAAUUUUUUUUCUUUAAUUCACAUUAAUUAAAAAAUUGUUCUUUAAUUAAGAAUUUAAUUUUUCAAAUUCAAAGAAAAUUUUUUAAUAUGCGAAUUUCUUUUUUCAAAUGCGAAAAAUUCUAAAGAAAUUUUUUGUGCUUUAAAAAUGUAUUUAAAACAAAUUUUUAAUUUAACAUUUUUAUAAACAAAAAUUUAUACCAUUAAAAAAAUUAAUUACAUUUUCUUUUCGAUUUUUUUUUUCGAUAAAAAUCAUUUAAAAUAAAAAUUUUUUUUUCCUUUUGUUUUAAUUGCGUUUGAAAUUAUUAGUUUCUAGUUAUUAUUUUUUUUUUUCACCAAAUUACUUAAAUUUAAUGAUAAUGACUUAUAAUUAAAAAUUAAGAAGCGUUUUUAAUUAAUUUUUGAUUAGUAGAGACGAAUCUCAUUUCGAAUAAAUAUUUCCAGAGGUAGAGAGAAACUGAACGAUUCCAGUUUUAAAGACAAUUUUUUCUUAAUAGAUGCAGAAAAGAGAUUUAUUAUAUUAUAUAUAUAUUUUUUGCCGCGACAAUUUAGAGGAAAAAAAAGAAAAUUUUUUUCAGAUAUUGACUUUAAUAGAUAAAAAAAAAAAGUAAAUCUCAAAAAUGGCAAAUAAAAAAUAUAUCUGAAAAAAAAUAUCUCGCCUUGUGAUAAAUGAUAAUUAAGUCCUAAUUUUUUUUCCAGUUCGUUGUAAUCCGUCUUGUCGAGUACGAGAUACACCGAAAGGUGCAAUGUUAAAUUGUAAUGAAUUAUUACUUAAAAAAAAAGCUCACGGGCUCGUUUACAUAAUUUUGGAGACUGAACUUGUUCCGUUCUCUUUUAUGUGUAAUGAAUGUACAGAGAAGUUUUAUACCAUGAAAAUAAAAAAAAAAAACAAAAAAAAAACUUUUAUCAAAGACUCAAAAUGAAGAAAAAAACAAUAAAUAAAUAAAUGUUAUUGUUAUGCAAA
This is a messenger RNA of Leptopilina boulardi, 2604 nucleotides long. Its product is annotated as mitochondrial fission regulator 2-like. Bases 270 to 980 code for a protein of 236 amino acids. The record is from RefSeq and is a predicted model, not a curated record. Gene Ontology annotation, biological process: mitochondrial fission; aerobic respiration. Lineage: Eukaryota; Metazoa; Arthropoda; Insecta; Hymenoptera; Figitidae. Gene Ontology annotation, cellular component: mitochondrion. The transcript is spliced from 5 exons.